AUGGCGUCCGUCAAAAUGAAGGAACGAGCUGAAGCCUCAACCCCUGAUUCGGUCACUGCUUCAACAACUAUUACCACUCAGCCUGCUGGCAGCGAUGAAAAUGCAGAGUCGUUUCAGAGUUCUUCUCCCAAGGCCGAUGAGGAACAUAAAUAUCUGGCGACACGGCCGUUAACACUUCUGGGCGGCUCCCUCUUGCUCGUCAUAUUACUCGUUACGCUCGAUGCCUCGAUCCUUGCUACUGCCAUUCCAAAGAUUACAGAUCACUUCCAUACCAUUGCUGACAUCGGCUGGUACCCUGCAGCAUACAUGAUAACAAAUGCAUCUUUGCAACCUCUCACCGGAAAAGUGUUCACAUACUUCUCACUCAAGCGCGCCUUUCUUGGUUUUGUCGCCGUUUUCGAAUUGGGAUCCUUAAUCUGCGCCCUCGCCUCGUCUAGCACAAUGUUGGUGGUUGGGCGAGCAGUCGCUGGGAUGGGGGCGUCGGGUCUGAUGAACGGGACCCUCACCAUCAUUGCUGUCGCGGCUUCUCCUUCUGUCCGACCUACCAUGAUGGGACUCCUCAUGUCUUUCGCUGGUGCUGGACAACUCAUAGCGCCACUGAUUGGUGGUGCCUUAACCGAGCAUGUCUCGUGGCGCUGGUGCUUUUGGAUCAACCUUCCCGUCGGCGCAGUGACCAUAGUGGCGACAAUGUUCAUCCGUUUCCCGGCAUACAAGGCUCGCAAGACAAAUUGGACAUUCCGAGAUGUGAUUCACGACUUCGACAUUACUGGAUUUGUUGUUUUUGCGCCAGCAUGCGUCAUGCUUCUUCUCGCUCUGGAGUGGGGUGGAACCACGUAUUCAUGGUCGUCCGCUACGAUCAUCGGACUAUUCUGCGGGUCGGCAGGGGCAUUCCUAGGCUUCUUCGCUUGGGAGUACCGUCAGGGAGAGUCUGCCAUGAUUCCACUAUCGCUGAUACGGAAGCGAGUCAUUUACAGCAGUUUGCUCAACGCUGCAUUGCAGUUCGGGGGCAUAUUGCUCUACGUGUAUUACCUGCCUUUGUGGUUUCAAGUGAUCAAAUCUGCCAGCCCAACCAUGAGUGCAGUCUACAUCCUCCCAACUUUUGGGCUGCAGAUCUUCAGCGCAGUCCUUGCUGGCGCCUUGACGUCCCGGUUCGGCUAUCUGGCACCGCUGGCUGCAACCGGUUCCACCUUGGUUACAGUCGCAGCAGGGCUAGCCAGUACACUCGGUGUGCAUACAGACGCGGGGAAGUACAUUGGGUAUCAGGUCCUCAACGGCGUGGGUCGAGGCUUCACGAUGCAGCAGCCCAUCCAAGCCGUCCAGUCCACCGUUUCACCUGCCAUGAUCCCCGUCGCAACGGCCACCGUGGCAUUCUCCCAGACCUUCGGCGCCGCGCUGUUCCUCAGUCUCGGUCAAACCACCUUCCUGAACCUCCUCCGUCCCGCCUUGCGCACUCACGCACCCGGCGUCAACGCACAGGACGUAAUCAACACCGGCGCCACGAACUACCUCGCCAAUCUCCCCGCUGGGACACACAACGCCGGAGUCAGGAACGGCGUGCUCCUGGCGUACAACGACGCGAUCACACAAACAUUCUACCUCGCCGUGGGAUGCGGCGCUGGUGCCUUUGUGGCGAGUUUGGGGCUGGGCAAAACCAAGGUCCCGACGAAAUCAGAUAAGAGGAACAAGAACGCCGAAAAGACAACAAAUCGGGACGAGGAAAAGGGCGAGCGUCCCAGCAGCCAGGAGGAAAGUGGCCGGAGUACCAAGGAAACAGAGGGCUUAUCGUAA
Molecule: messenger RNA, 1788 nt
Organism: Fonsecaea multimorphosa CBS 102226
Lineage: Eukaryota; Fungi; Ascomycota; Eurotiomycetes; Chaetothyriales; Herpotrichiellaceae
Exons: 2
Coding region: 1-1788 (595 amino acids)
Biological process (GO): transmembrane transport
Molecular function (GO): transmembrane transporter activity
Source: RefSeq, a predicted model, not a curated record